Molecule: messenger RNA, 237 nt
Organism: Priceomyces carsonii
Lineage: Eukaryota; Fungi; Ascomycota; Pichiomycetes; Serinales; Debaryomycetaceae
Gene: DPM2
Product: Dpm2p
Exons: 1
Coding region: 1-237 (78 amino acids)
Biological process (GO): GPI anchor biosynthetic process
Cellular component (GO): endoplasmic reticulum membrane; dolichol-phosphate-mannose synthase complex
Molecular function (GO): enzyme regulator activity
Source: RefSeq, a predicted model, not a curated record
AUGGCCAUGCUCGCAGUUGCUACCGCAGUAUUCAUUUAUUACACCGUGUGGGUUUUUGUAUUACCAUUCGUUGAUGAAAGCAAUAUCCUUAAUUCUUUGUUUUUGCCAAGAGACUAUGCAAUAAAACUUCCUUUUUUUCUCUUGCUUAUUGCGGGUUUGGGAGUUGGAUCUUUUAUUGGAAGCGUCUUAAUCAAAAGUUCUCAGAAAGAAAAGGCAAAAAAGAAGAAGUCCAAUUAG